AUGGACUCGAUCAAGUUCGUCUUCAAAAAGCCCAUAGUAACAGGAUGGGUUGCAUGGUGGCAGAUGUUGUUGACUGAAUAUGAUGUCACCUAUGUGACCCGGAAAGCUAUUAAAAGAAGCGUCAUUGCAAAGUAUCUGGCAGAUAGAGCUGUGGAAGAUUACCAGCCUAUGGAGUUUGACUUCCCAAAUAAGGAUAUUGAUUCGAUAAGCCAAGAAGAAGAAGAAGAUUACGAAGGAUGGACAAUGUUAUUUGAUGGGGCGGUCAAUGUGUGGGGACAUGGAAUAGGAGUCGUACUCAUAUCACCAGAAAGGAGGCAUUAUUUGGUCGUAGCCAAGUUGACUUUUCCGUGCACCAAUAACAUAGUAGAAUAUGAAGCAUGUAUAUUGGGUUUACAAGCAGCCAUGGAUCAAGAUAUCAAAGAAUUAGUCAUGAAGGGAGACUCAGCCUUGGUCAUUCAUCAAGUGAUAGGAGAAUGGGAAACCCGAGAUUCCAAAUUGGUGCCAUAUCAAGAGUACAUUCAAAAGAUGAUCAAAGGAUUUGAUAGCAUCAGUUUCUCACACUUACCAAGGGAAAACAAUUUAAUUCCUGAUGCCCUGGCAACCCUAGCGGCUUUGAUCAAAGUAGAACCUAGAGUGGAGAUUGAUUUGAUUCAAAUCAGAAUACAGUCAGAGCCUGCUCACUGUGCAGUGGUAGAAGAAGCUGAUGGAAAGCCCUGGUUCCAUGACAUUCGGACAUACAUCCAGAAAAAUGAGUACUCUGAAGGAGCAACCAGCAAUGACCAAAAGACGAUUAGGAGGUUGGCCAUGGGAUUCUUCUAG
This is a messenger RNA of Malania oleifera, 819 nucleotides long. RefSeq lists its product as uncharacterized. The transcript has a single exon. The record is from RefSeq and is a predicted model, not a curated record. NCBI's taxonomy places the organism in Eukaryota, Viridiplantae, Streptophyta, Magnoliopsida, Santalales, Ximeniaceae. Gene Ontology annotation, molecular function: RNA-DNA hybrid ribonuclease activity; nucleic acid binding. The coding region runs from base 1 to 819 and encodes 272 amino acids.